Ylistrum balloti is the source of this 449-nucleotide messenger RNA. RefSeq names its product caveolin-1-like. Bases 4 to 399 code for a protein of 131 amino acids. Lineage: Eukaryota; Metazoa; Mollusca; Bivalvia; Pectinida; Pectinidae. Gene Ontology annotation, molecular function: molecular adaptor activity. Gene Ontology annotation, biological process: caveola assembly. Gene Ontology annotation, cellular component: caveola. The transcript has 2 exons. The record is from RefSeq and is a predicted model, not a curated record.
AAUAUGGCGGUGGACUUAGGGAACAGAGACCCGUACGCAAUCAAUUCCCACCUACAGGUGAAUUUUGAAGAUGUGCUGGCUGAGCCAGACGGGACCCGUAGCUGUGACUGUGUAUGGGAAACUAGCUUCUGGUGUUUUACAAACGGCAAAAACUGCUGCUACAAAUUCAUGACAGGAAUCUGUGGCAUCUGUAUCGCUCUGUUCUGGGGAUGUGAAUUUGCCCUAAUAACCUUUGAUCAGGUAUGGUGUUUGUCUCCAUGCUUACGUAUAUUCUCCAUCUACAUGGGAUGCUGCCAAAAGUUCUUCGGUACUGCUGUUCAAUGUUUCCUCGCUCCAGUCUGUGAGACCUGUGGAUUAUGUUUCAGUCGAAUUAUCAUUGACAAUCAGAAUAAACGAUAAUCUACACGCCACUUAAAAACAUAAGAUACGACAAGAUGAUGACUCCUUCA